GGCAGGCUGACAGCAGCCAAGCAGCGACUGCUGAGACACACACAUACAAACACACGGAGUCUCUUGAUGCAGCAACAAGAAAGACCUCUUUAUCGGUUGUUGGAGUAAACACAUUUUCGUCAUCAGGAGCUGUUUUUUUUUUUUUUGUUUGUUUUUUAAUCACAGGAUUCGCGUCAUUACGCGCAUUCCUCAACAGGGUUUGCGCAUCUCCAGUUGCAAAUUGAUUUCUGUUCUCCACGAGAGCGCUGCGUUAAUUCUUCCUGCCCGAGAGAAAGCUCUCAUAGCCAUGCUCCAGCAGCGACUGAAGAAGUGUUUCAUCUGAAAUUCUUGUUUUUCAAAAAAUGGAACCGCAUCUGUCCAAACCAGAAUGCAAAAACAUGGACGCGUGUCUGAGACGGCUGAAGCAAGAGCUGGUGUCUAUGAAAGAAGCCGGAGAUGGCCUCCAUGCUCAGAUGAAUUCAAUGAUGGGUGCCCUUCAGGAACUCAAGCUCCUUCAGGUUCAGACAGCGCUAGAAAACCUUGACAUUUCGGGACGGCCCAUUAACAGAGGACCCCCACAUCCUACUCCACCAGCUUCUCUUGAAACACCAGGUACAGGAGCUUCAACAUCAGGCAAGGAUCACGGGUCCUGCUUUCAUCAAACCAUGUCCGAAGAACCCAGUGAGAGUCCGAUGCCAAGUCCACGGCCAUCUUUGGAGAGCAGGAAUACCUUUGGCCGAGAUGACAGGAGCACAUCUCUAAACAGAAGCAGCUUGGGAACCUCAUCUUCCUCAGCAUCCAGCCUUGACAGUGAGAACGAGAGAGGUGAAAGAAAUGCAAGAAGGGGACAAAGUGAACAUGACCUUGAGUCUGUACCCAGGAGGUGGUCAGGAUACACAGCCCCGCAGGUGGAUUUCUAUGGACCAAUGGUGGGAAACCCUCCACCGGAGCCCUACAGUCAUCCACAGGCUCCCCAGCGUACUCAGGUAGUGGACCUUCCUGGAAUCCUGUACAGCCUCUCCAGAGAGGGCCCUUCAUUGGACAGUGAUUAUUCCCAAGACAGCACAGACGAUGGCAGCGACUGGACUUCUUCACUCAUGAGCCGCAGCCGCAACCGUCAGCCAUUGGUGCUGGGAGACAAUGUCUUUGCCGACCUUGUGGGCAACUGGCUGGACCUGCCUGAGGUGGACAGGGAAGAUGGGGAGGAGGAGGAGGAAAGAAGGAAAAGGAGAGAGGAGAGGAUACUGGAUGGAGGGGCGAACAGACCAGACACCCCAGCUCACCCUCUACGUCUCAGUCGCUCACAGGAGAUCUGCAGGAAGUUAUCGUUAACCACAAACAUCUUCAAGAAGUUCUUGCGCAGCGUCAGGCCUGACAGGGACAAGCUGCUCAAAGAAAGACCUGGCUGGAUGGCUCCCGAGCUGCCGGAGGGUGACCUCUUCAAAAGGCCGAAGAAACUGGUUCCUAAAAGUUCGAAAGGCAGCUUCUACUUGCCCUUCUGGGCAAACGGACAGCAGAGCAAAGGUAGGCCAUGUCUGCAUCUAUCUGAGGCAGAGCGGAACUACCUACACCACCAACACAACUUCCCCCAGGUCCACCAGCCGCCAUUUGCUGGGAUUUAUUUAGACAGGAGACAACCAGAGACUGGUCUGGAGAAAAUGCAGCCCUUGUUUGACUACAACACAGCUGUGUGGGUUUGACUGUGAGGCCAACAGACUGCCAGUGAUGCCAGACUGAGUGAGUGACAGGUGCUGGGGGGUUUUGGCUGAGCGGGAGGGGAAUGAAUGAAUGACUGAGAAAGUGGCUUGGAUACAGUUAUCUUCCAAAAAUGAACCGAUGGAACUUUACACCCAUAACGAGAUUAUCAGGGCAACAUUUUGUCUGACAAUCCGAAAACCUAAACCUCGUUUGCAGCACGUAUCUGAGUGUGCGAGUCUGUGCUGGAGAGUGUCUGAGAAAGAGUAACAGAGAAAAAAUAUGCUGCAAGUUUUUUAUAAUUCUUUUCUUGUGUGUGUGUGCAUGUAUGAGUGGGUUGUCUGGAUGUCUUAACAAACAGUAUGUUGACAUCGUUCUCAGAAUGUUACCAUCAUCACAGAUCUUUAUAAAAACAUCCAGACUUUUUCACUUUGACAUUUUCGUAUACUGUACAUCUCACUCCUUUGCAUCUACGGUUAGAAACACCAAAUGUUAUAUUGCAUGGUUACAGUUUUAUAAUUGAUGCUACCAAACAGCUGUUACUGAACGCACUGCCCGUCAUAAACUCCUUUUUGUUUCCAACAGGCCUUUACGCCUUGGAAACUCAGGUUUAACUGAACCCAUCAGUCUCAUUCACCUUGCUCAGGGAAUGAAUGUUACACAGGAGUAAACUUUGAGACACUGCAUUUAAAUGGGUUUCAGCUACAGUUUAGGAAAAUCUUGCCUCAUCUUUGCCUAGAAAGUCAUAACAGCAAUACAGUGCAUGAAUAGUUCAAAGAUUGCACAUUAAACUUGGAGAUCUUUCCAUCAUAAUUAGCAGUGUUGGGUUUGCUGUCAUGUUAGAAAUACUUAUUUUUCUUCUUUGAUGUGUCAGUGCAGCACAUGUUGAGUUAACUGUCCGUCAUACUGGGGUGCCAUGCAGAGUGAGGCGGGGGUGAAGAUGGCACAGCAGUACUAACUGACUGACUGCCAUCUGGUACUCUGUUAUCAGAAAACUUUAUUUAUUUUAUCUACAGGCUCAAAAAAGAUGCAAAACUGUUGGACUGUUUUAAUCCCAAAACUUUGUGGAUUAACUGAAUUAUGAUGAUGGUGUUACAUUUUGUAUAAACACACACACACAGAGGUGAAUACAUUACAGGGCUGUAACAUGGAUAAGACAGUUGAGAGUAGAGGGUUGAAUCAAGUUAAAUGUACAGCAUAUUGUACAUAUUUGUCAUCAACUGAACAGCAGCAAUAACGAACAUUAAUUAAAAUGUCCCAUCGCAUGACCUUCAUUAUUCCACACACAUAAAUAUGUCAGAGUAAUAAUCCAGUUCUGAAUUAUGAUAUGUAAACAGCAGCACCACGCUUGUAUUUAAACAACAGACUGGUGAGUUAAUCUUUGACCUACAGUAUCUAUUCUCUUGUAUCAUAAUAAACUGUUUCAGUGUUUUCAUCUCAAGCAGCAUCAUAACAGUUAAAAAGCUUUCUUCACAAAUUCACAGGAGUCCCUCAGGAUUACAGACAAUACUGCCCGUUAUGGCUUGUUUUUAUAGAAAAACCACUGUUAUGCAAGGACAAUCUGCUACUCUAACAUAUUACUAUAGAAGAAAACAGUUAAUUUCUUUCCGUUUUAAAAGGGAUCCCAGACCAAUCAACUUAGCCAGCAAGGAUUAGGCCUUAGGUCUUUUGGAUGUCUUGGUCAGUCGAUCCAUAUGGUGUUCUCUCAGUAUUCAGGUCAGUACAUACUGCAAAUGCAAAAGGGUCCAACACACGGUCACACAGAGCUUCUGCCAUGAAGCACAGUCCGAGAUAUUAUAUCACACAGUAUGUUGAUGUAAAUGUAACAUUUAUUUCCUCCUAUUUACAGCUGUCCAAGUGUAAUUUUCAGCACUGUUGUUGAUAUUUUUCAUAAGGGUUCUGCGAACCUUCUGUAGUGAUUCUGUGUCAUGUGCACUGUGAAACUGUCACUGACUCUUUGUAAAUUAAACCUGUUUUCAGACA
Molecule: messenger RNA, 3657 nt
Organism: Scatophagus argus
Lineage: Eukaryota; Metazoa; Chordata; Actinopteri; Scatophagidae
Gene: inka2
Product: inka box actin regulator 2
Exons: 2
Coding region: 342-1679 (445 amino acids)
Cellular component (GO): nucleus
Molecular function (GO): protein kinase binding; protein serine/threonine kinase inhibitor activity
Source: RefSeq, a predicted model, not a curated record